AUGGGUAUCUCCAAGUGCGACCCGAUCAUCAUUGUUGGUGGCGGAGCCUUCGGGCUCUCCAGCGCUCUUCAUUUGACUCGCUCGGGCUUUACGAAUAUCUCUGUCUUCGAAAGAGACGAGCAGAUUCCUCCGCGCUAUUCAGCCGCCAAUGACCUGAACAAGAUUGUGCGCGCAGAAUACGAGGAUCCAUUCUACACCGAUUUGACAAUCAAAGCCAUCGCCGCAUGGAAAACUCCUCUUUUCGCACCUCAUUUCCACCAGACUGGAUUCCUCCACUGCGUGUCUGGCGAAGCACCCCAAAAGGCUAUCGACACCCUCAAUAGAUUCCGCGCUUCCGCAGAAGGGAACGAUCAACUCAAAUCACAUGUCGUGCCCAUAAAGGGCGAAGACGACAUUCGUCAAGCCUGCUGGCAGCUCGACGGCCCAUUGACUGGGUGGAAUGGAUACCUGAACCGCUUCGACGGGUAUGCACACUCCGGGAACGCACUGGCAGGUGUCUACCGCGCUAUGCAGGCAGCCGGCGUACGCUUCUACCUCGGAGAGCGCGGCGCAGUCGAUGAAAUCGUCUAUGUCAGCUCGCUGCAAGGCAAGAAGAGUUCCGGGAUCCGAACGAAGGAUGGGAAGUUCCACCCGUCUUCGUUGGUGAUUGUCGCAGCUGGCGGUGCGGUGAGUCGUCUUGUCCCGGAGAUUGGGAAGAAGGUCGUGGCCAAAUCGUGGUCUGUGGCGCAUGUCCAUCUUACCGAUGAAGAGACUUCUGCGCUGCGUGGUAUUCCUGUCACCUAUGCUCGUGACUUGGGUUUCCUCUUCGAGCCCGAUCCUCAGACAAACUUGUUGAAGAUCUGUCCCAUGGGUGGAGGAUAUAUCAAUACGGAUCCUGAGACUGGAGUUUCUCAUGCGCCUGGGACUUUGGAGGAAAGUGCGUUUGUGCCGGAGCAUGACGAGAGGAAGAUGAGGAAGUUGCUGGCGCAGACUCUUCCGGCGCUUGCGAAUCGCCCGCUGGUUAAGAAGUCGCUUUGCUGGUUUGCAGAUACUGAUGACUCGGACUUUAUUAUUGAUUUUGUUCCGGAGACGUCGUCGUCGGUUGUUGUGUUGUCUGGUGAUUCUGGGCAUGGGUUCAAGAUGUUCCCUAUCUUUGGAUCGUGGGUUUCGGAUUUCCUGCAGGCUGGUCAGCAGCAUGAAGCACGGUGGAAAUGGAAGCAUACUGAUCCCAAUGAGGGCAAGGGGGAUUGGGGUGGUGAUGUGAGCUGGCGCCUGGGAGAGUCGAAGGAGUUCUCUGAGAUCCGGCCUACGAUACUGUCCAAGCUUUAG
Molecule: messenger RNA, 1308 nt
Organism: Penicillium roqueforti
Lineage: Eukaryota; Fungi; Ascomycota; Eurotiomycetes; Eurotiales; Aspergillaceae
Product: NAD(P)/FAD-dependent oxidoreductase
Exons: 2
Coding region: 1-1308 (435 amino acids)
Molecular function (GO): flavin adenine dinucleotide binding; sarcosine oxidase activity; saccharopine oxidase activity
Source: RefSeq, a predicted model, not a curated record